AUGAAAUCCUCAUCUGUCUUUGCUCUUGCCGCCUCUGCCGCUCUCUUGCUCAGUCAAGGAACAACGUCCGAAUCAACUUCCUCAGCACCAGCAACAACACCUACGACACCACACUUUCUAAAUGCCGACUCGCUCAUUGGUCUUGAGGACUCCAUUGAGAGUAAAGCAGCUUAUGCAACAUUAGCAGCAAUCGCGAUACCACAUCUUCCGCGCACUGAUCUGAAUAUUGAGCUUGACGACUCCGACCACGUUGAGUUCAACCAGACUGAACGUAAAGGAGGCGGGGGCGGUGGUCAUGGAGGGGGAGGUGGUCACUCAGGUGGAGGCCAUGGUGGAAGUAGCUCAGGGGGUACGGUCGUUGCUGGUGCUGGCGGGAAUGGAGUUAAGAAGAGUGAUGGUUCAUCUUUGAGCAGUAGCACCGGACUAUUGGUUGGUACAGGGGGCGUGGUGGUAGCGGGUUUGUUGAUGCAUUAA
Molecule: messenger RNA, 474 nt
Organism: Glarea lozoyensis ATCC 20868
Lineage: Eukaryota; Fungi; Ascomycota; Leotiomycetes; Helotiales; Helotiaceae
Exons: 1
Coding region: 1-474 (157 amino acids)
Source: RefSeq, a predicted model, not a curated record